GGUAGGGCACUUGCAGAGGACCAUCAAAAAACGCCCAUACGGCAAAGCACUGAUCUGAAGGAGAAAGCACAAGACUCGUCGCCAUGAAGCUCGUCAGAUUUUUGAUGAAACUCAACAAUGAGACCGUCACAAUUGAACUCAAGAAUGGGACAGUCGUGCAUGGGACAGUCACAGGCGUCGACAUUCAAAUGAACACACAUCUGAAAACGGUCAAGAUGACAGUCAAAGGCCGCGAACCGCUAUCGCUCGACACCCUUUCCAUCCGCGGCAACAACACACGCUAUUGGAUCUUGCCAGACUCAUUGCCAUUGGACAUGCUGCUCGUCGACGAUGCGCCAAAGCCCAAGGGGAAGAGGAAGGACCCUGCGUCAAGAGGGCGGGCGGAUAGGAGCCGGGGACGAGUGCGUGGACGCAGCCGGGGCCGGGGCAGGUGAAGCACUAGGGGGCGAGAUCCUUACAGCGCGGCACCGGCGCCAGACACCAAGAUGCGCCAAAGCCUACUGAGUAUUGUGUAAGAUUAGGGAGUGAAACAUGCGCUCUGUGCGUGUAGUGCGGGUAUCAGCGCGGAUAUGAAC
Tilletiaria anomala UBC 951 is the source of this 575-nucleotide messenger RNA. RefSeq names its product Sm-like ribonucleoprotein. The record is from RefSeq and is a predicted model, not a curated record. Lineage: Eukaryota; Fungi; Basidiomycota; Exobasidiomycetes; Georgefischeriales; Tilletiariaceae. Gene Ontology annotation, molecular function: RNA binding. Bases 84 to 434 code for a protein of 116 amino acids. Gene Ontology annotation, biological process: RNA processing; spliceosomal snRNP assembly. The transcript has 3 exons. Gene Ontology annotation, cellular component: catalytic step 2 spliceosome; precatalytic spliceosome; U5 snRNP.